Messenger RNA from Kockovaella imperatae, 2904 nucleotides. RefSeq lists its product as hypothetical. The record is from RefSeq and is a predicted model, not a curated record. Lineage: Eukaryota; Fungi; Basidiomycota; Tremellomycetes; Tremellales; Cuniculitremaceae. The transcript is spliced from 2 exons. The coding region runs from base 1 to 2904 and encodes 967 amino acids.
AUGGCCUCUAUGGCAUCUUCCUCUACCCCUUCCUCUUCUCGACCUAGUUCACGCUCCAGACGCAAGACAGCUGAGAAUUGGGACGAUGACUUUGAAUUCGCUCUACCUUCCAAACCUCGGCCGCCAGCCAUCAAGCUCACUUCACAAAAGGAGAAUGAACCAGAGUCUUCGAGACCUACACCCAAGUCCGCGUUGUUAGGCCGGACGAGCCCUGAUUCUGUCUCCUCAUGGUCCGAUUCACCUCCUCGUUCGCCAACUCGUCUGGCUCCUCGUCAUCCGCCAAUCUCUCCUCGAGCCACGACAUCAGCCUCCACAGACCUUCCAAGGUCGUCAUCGACUUCAGAGCACCCAUUGCUGCCCCAUGAUGUCCCACUUCCUCCCACGGUCCGUCGGCGAUCCAAUUCCAACUCGAAAACAAAACUCAUCAAACGUCAUCCCUCUGCGUCAUUCGCUCCUAUCGUCAACCCAUCAACCACGUCCCUCUCGAGCCUAUCGAAUCAUCACAAUCCUCAGCUCAGACAUGCACCUUCAGCAGAGGUCAUGCCUCCUCCGCCCAUCCCAUCGAGAAGGCCUAGUUCCCGAAGCCAAGUGAGAGUCUCCGGCAUACCAUUUUCGCCAAGUCAAGAUGACAUGAAAGAGGGAAAGAAAAAGGGCUUCUGGAAGAGGCUCUCUGGUGUACCCAAUGAUUCCUCUGGACAAAGACGGAGACGCAGCUCAUCGGUGGGAUCUCCUGGCAAGAGCAGCGAAGUCGUACCUCCCUUACCACCUUUACCGCCGAGCAUCCGCUCAUCUUCUUCUACAUCGGUAGCAUCACACAAUGGCGCCUCUUCUCCUGCUCAGCCUCCGACCUCAAUCCUGCGCCGGUCUCACAGCUCGCUAGCUGGUACAGGUAGCACACCCCCGCCAUCCUCAUCGUUUUCUAGGCCGGCUACGCCGCCUCGAGCUUUGUCAAGUGGUUUUCAUCUUCCAUCACCAGUCCACGGAUCUCCUUAUCUGACCUCUCAAAUGCCAAACUCUGCAUCGUCUCUCCCUCCGUCCAGCUCGCACCCCACACCGCUACGCCACGACAGCGAUACAGAGACCGAGGUCGAUGGGACUACACCACGACGUAAACGCAUCCGUCCAGUCUCAGCUGCUCCUGCUCCUCGGCAGACUCCAGCAUCAACGGGCUUCCCUACUGCCACACUUCGUCGCAUCAGCUCAAUGUCCAAGAAACACGGUCGACGUCUCUCUGGGGGUUUCAAGUUUGGCACCACCUCGUCCACUUCAUCUGGUGAAUCCAAAAUGCUCGAGACCGUUGUCGGAUCACCGUCCAAGCCGAUAGUGCAUCGCCCUGAGCCGUCCACCGAGAUUGAUCUGAGAGACAUUCGAAUCGAUAGCGUGUCUGCGCCGAGUUCUUCUUUCCGAGGAUCGUCGCAAAGUGGCAUGACGACAGACAAGUUGGACAAACUGGAGAAGGAAAGUCGACGACAAAGCUGGAAUGACUUCGUCAUCCCUUCAAAAGUCUUGGAACGUCAACGUGAACUUAAGCAGGAAAUCGGUGCCGUGAAGAAAUUCGCAGGAGGACUGGAACGGGUUGGCAAACUAGUGGACCUGCAUCAAUCCUUACGAUCCAAGAUAACGGUGGAGCAGUUAGCGAUUUUCAACGAUUUGGACUCGGAAUACGGUCAAUGGUUGGAGAUGGCAACUGUGCUCAUUGAAGUCGGUGCUACGGGCACUCAAGAUGCCUCGCCUAGGGCCCGUCGUGUGACGCUGGCUUCUGACGAAGCGAAGCAAGCGGGCGAAUUGUUACGUCAAACCGACACGUUUGGACCACGGAAAACGAGCAUGCCUGAUCCCGUCACGGCUGAUACGUCUUUCCAUGAACAAUUGCGAGCUUCAACAGGUCGACAGGAUCUGUCCAAGCGUCAACUCGAAGUCCUGAGGACGAUGUUGAGAACGCCUGUACCGCCGUCGACUGCGCGUCGUAUACCCGUUACACCUCAAAGAGCCAUUGAUCUGUCAUUUCCCUCGCCAUCUGAUUCAGACUAUCUCGAUGCGCCAUCCCCUCAGACGGCUUCAUCCCUGGCGCGACCGCGUCGACCGACCCUAAAAUCCCGUCGUAGCUCGAAAGCUGGACUGGCGGGAUUGAAAGACUUUCUGAAAUCUCUCAAAGGCGUUCCGCCAGGUCAACGAUCAUCUCGGUCUCCUACAAAGUCUGCCUUCUCCCGCGAUGCGACUCCUGUAUCUCCUCUUCAGUCGAGCUUCCCGACUUCCCAGACUUCGCUCUCGGUCUCUACAACUGAUGAUUACGUCUCGAUAUCACCACCAAGACGCAUUCCUUCACCUGAAAAGGCUUCCAAGCGCCCCAGCAUCCGAAGUAUCUUUCGAACUUCUUCAGGCAAUUGGUCAGACCUCGUUCGACCACCCACCACGCCAACUACCAAGACAGGCUUGGAACGACGAUCAUCCCGCUCUUCACGCAAGAGUCAAGAGGCCGAAGAGGCGGACCCUGGUGUACCUCGGUCAUCUCGUCGGAUCCCAAAAACGCCAACAUCAGCUUUUGGCUUCACACCGCCUUGGAAAUCCCCCCGAGAAGCUCUGAGCAAUGGGGAGACUGUCCGACCUCGACGAAAAUCAGGUAUCAUGGGCUUAGGAAAUCCGGGUUCACCAGCUCAAGCCCAACGAGGUGUGGUCGUUUCCAAUCCUGAUCCUGUAUUCCCUCGUGAAAUUGAUGGAGUGAGCAGAUCGGCUUCUGCACCGACGAUUGCGGACAUGUCGGAUGAUUUGAUAGUCGCUUUGACUCCGGAGAACCUGCCGGUGUUGUUGGAUUAUUUGAAGCAAUGCGAAUCCAAAUUGGGUGAAUGGAAAGUCAGAGUGGAAACAGUCAUUGACUUGGCUGGUGGAAAUCGAUCCUCCCUGUAA